CACUGCUGUAAUCAAAAUGUCUUGUUGACAAAUGACAUGUCAAGUGCCGAUAUUUUGUUGAAGUGUUCAAAUAAAAAUACAUUCAAUACAAUAUUAUAGUCAUUAAAGUAGUCAAUUGCCGCAAAUGUUUCUAUUUUUACUACCUACUGAGUGGCCGCGGCAAAGUUUUAACGGGUAAUGUUAAGUGUUGUCUAAAUUGUAAAAGAUUGUCUAAUUGAUUUUUUAUAACAAAUUAAUUGAUGAAUUCAUUUGUGAUGAACAGAACUAAGAGUACUAAUCCUAAAAUGGUGAAUCAUUCUAAGUCUGUCGCCGAACCAGAUAUGAGUUCGGAUGUGUUUCGACUUAUUUCAAGUGAAGAAAAACCUCCAGAUAUUAAAUACGACAAAGAAAAUUCAUGGAUUACCGGAGUGCAAAUGUUCGUAUCGCUCUUACUUGCUGGAUUCGGCAUGGUGGGGGCCAGUUUACUGUUCGACGUUGUGCAACAUUGGCCUGUCUUUGACCAAGUUCAGGAAGUAGUGAUCUUAGUGCCUGCUCUACUAGGCUUAAAGGGAAACUUGGAAAUGACUUUAGCGUCUCGACUCUCCACUCAUGCCCAUUUGGGUCAUCUUGAUAAAAGCUUAAACUCUCUUAUUGUUGGAAACCUGUGUCUUAUACAAUGUCAGGCUGUUUUAGUUGGUUUCCUAGCUGCAAUGGCAGCUGUUACUAUGGGCUGGAUACCCAAAGGAAUUUUUAAUGUCAAUCAUGCAAUGUUGCUCUGUGCAUCUAGUGUACUGACAGCAUCGUUUGCUAGUUUUGUCCUUGGUUUAAUUAUGAUAGGUGUAAUUGUUGUGUCCAAAAAGAUAAAUAUAAAUCCUGAUAAUGUAGCAACACCUAUAGCUGCUAGUCUUGGAGACUUGACAACAUUGGCACUAUUAUCUUGGAUAGCUUCAUUGUUGUUCCGUACAAUUAACACAAGUACUGUAUUGCCAACUAUUAUUAUCACAGCAGGUGCUAUACUAGUGCCAUUGUGUGGUUAUAUUGCAUGGAAGAAUCCCUUUACACAGCAGGCAUUAGAUGAAGGAUGGGUGCCUGUUGUUUCAGCCAUGGUCAUUAGUAGUGCUGGGGGAUUAAUUUUAGAUUAUACAGUGGUUAAUUACGAAGGUAUCGCUGUAUUUCAAUUAGUUAUAAAUGGUAUAGGUGGUAAUAUGGUUGCACUUCAUGCAUCACGAUUGUCAACUUUGUUGCAUACUGGCCAAAAGGAAGGGGCUGUAAUGGGCAAUAUUAGCAAACUGUUAUUGUUAAUGGUUAUCCCAGGUCAGUUGAUAUUUAUUUAUACAAUAGGUUAUAUUAAAGCUGGUCACACAUCAUUAACUCCAAUUUUUACAAUAGUUUACAUGACUGCUGCCAUAUUGCAGGUAUUUCUCUUACUUACUAUCAGCCAUUACAUGGUUAUAUGGAUGUGGAAAUUGGGUUUGGAUCCUGAUAACUCUGCAAUUCCAUACUUGACUGCUUUAGGCGACUUACUUGGAACAGCAUUAUUGGGUAUUGCUUUCCACUUACUUUAUGCUAUAGGGGACAAAGAUAAAGAUGUAGGUGACUAAAUAUUGUUAUUUUUACUUAAUUUAUUAUUACCUUAUGAUGUAACAUGUUAUUGUUGUACUUAAAACUUUACUGUAAACAGUUUAUAUUUCUGUUCUUCUUAAGCAUAUUUUAUGUCUUCAAAAAUUAUGUACUUUUACAUAAUGUAUUUUAUAAGAUUAAAUGUUGGUGCUAAUAAAAUAUGUGCAUAUCUGUAAGAUUUGUAGUACUAUAAAAUCUAUUAAAUAUGUAUAUUAUUUUUAGGAAAAUCAAGACUUAACCUUACUUCUAAAAUUGUGAUUAAAAAGAUCUUUUUUACUACUAUAUUUUUUUAUGCAAACAAUAACUAUUCCAAGGAAACUUAUUAAAAAUUCCCACUUAAUUUCAUAAUAGUAACUCAUGUUUGUGUGCAAAAUGCUGUUACUAAAUAGAACAGUAUAAUAAUUAUUGUGGUUAAUUAAAAGACAGAUUAAUGAGUGAAGAGACAAAACUUAAAAUGAUAAGUAGUAAUAAUAACAAUUUAUAGGCAAUUAAACUAUUUACUGCUACUAUAAUAAGAGGACUUCUGUAAUUAAAUCAUAAUUGAUUUUACCAUUUAAGUGCACUUAAUACUGUAUUUUAUGACAUCUCUUAUUUGAAAAGGUUUCCUUUGUCUCAACUCACAGCACAUUAGCUGUGAUAACUUAUGCAAUUUAGUGAGAAAACAACUUCUUAAGCUUCGCGAUAUAGAGUAUAGGAAACUAGCAAGGUAUAUUGGUCUGGAAGCAGAAAACACCUACAUUGUUCCCAAUGAGUUGCAAUUAUAAAUAAAACAAAAUA
Molecule: messenger RNA, 2376 nt
Organism: Pararge aegeria (speckled wood butterfly)
Lineage: Eukaryota; Metazoa; Arthropoda; Insecta; Lepidoptera; Nymphalidae
Product: solute carrier family 41 member 1-like
Exons: 1
Coding region: 240-1580 (446 amino acids)
Biological process (GO): monoatomic cation transport
Cellular component (GO): plasma membrane
Molecular function (GO): monoatomic cation transmembrane transporter activity
Source: RefSeq, a predicted model, not a curated record